CCUAACGUACAAGCAAGGCUCCGGACAUACUAGAGACGCGACUUCAUGCUCAGGCCCCGGCGGAGGUUUGGAUUUCGGGGGUGAGGCAGGGGAAGCCGGUGUGCGUGCCUCGGAUCUUCGAGGCGACGAGAGAAAAUGGAGACGAUGGCCAUGGCGAGGCGCUUGGGCUGUCCUCUGCCAUCUGCGCGGCCGUGGUGCACCGGCAGGUUCUGCCACGGAGCGCGAGCCUUGCAGACGCCCGACCUCCGCCAAUGGGUCGAGAAGCACGGAGGCUAUGUUUCCCCCGGGAUCGAAUUGAGUCAAGACGGACAGUCCGGGCUCGGAUUGCUCGCUUCGCAGUGGAUCCCGCGCGGGCAGACGCUCAUUCGUCUGCCCUCGCGUCUGCAGCUGGGAAUGCGCUCCGGUGAUGCCAAUUGUCCGGCCGACGAGACGCUUCAAACCAUCGCCAAUCGUGUGCCAGAGGAGUUAUGGUCCUUAAAACUGGGUCUGAAAUUGCUGAACGAGAAGGCGAAGGAGAACUCAUUUUGGUGGCCUUACAUCAGCCUUCUUCCUCAACGGUUUCAGACACCAAUUUUCUUUUCUGGAGAGGAGAUCGCAAGUCUCCAGUACCCACCUUUGAUUCACCAGGUGAAAAAGAGGUGUCAGGUUCUUUAUCAAAUCUCAUCAAAGGACAUUCCCGCAGUGUUGGAAACAUGUCCGGAGGAGAAACAUCCUUUUGGUGGGCAGCAAGUGGAUGGAGGUGCCCUAGGCUGGGCGAUGUCUGCUGUUUCCAGCAGGGCGUUUCGAUUACAGAAUAGCGCUGGGGAUUCAGAAAGAGUCCUGUUGCCGCUUAUUGACAUGUGCAAUCACAGUUUUUCUCCCAAUGCGCGUCUCGAGCAGAUUCCGACGCCAGACAAUACAGACUUUCUAUUCCAGGUCGUGGCAGAAUCGUCUUUGGAAAAGGGUAUGCCACUAUCACUGACCUACGGCGCACUAAGUAAUGACUACUUACUCUUGGAUUACGGCUUCGUCGUUUCGGAGAACCCCCACGAUCGUGUCGAACUGAAAUAUGAUCCAUCUCUUCUGGAUGUGGCACGCAUGGCGGGUGGUUUGAGUAGCCAAGGACCACAGUCUUUCACCUCUCCUGCACCAUGGCAACAAGCUCUCCUCGCUCAACUCCGCCUUCAAGGUGCUGGAGCAUCGCUUAUGGUGACUUUAGGAGGCCCUGAUAUUGUAGAAGGUCGAUUACUUGCUGCUCUGAGAAUACUCUAUGCUGCUGAUGUAUCCGAACUUCGCCACCAAGACUUGGAGCAGCUGCAGCAGUGGGGUUCGAAGCCUCCUCUUGGAUUUGCAAAUGAACGAAACGUUCUUCGUACCUUGGCAGCGCUUUCCGCCUUGGUGCUCACACGUUCCUUUGCAACAACUGUAGAGCAAGAUAGGGCAUCGUUGGGAACUUUAGAACAUUCUAGCAAUCAGCAGCUCACUAUGGGAUACCGACUGGAAAAGAAGCAGAUGUUGCUCGAUACAGUCGAAAAAGUGAUGGAUAGAUUAAAUUCUUUGAAGCCUGACUCGAAGGUGGGUCAGGAAGUCAAAGCAAGAAAAGGCAAGGGGUUUGGCUGAAGACGUUACAGCUUUUUCAAGUGAUCAAUCUUUGUCGUUCACGUUCAUUCCACAAAUAUAAAUUUCACUUCUGAAAUGUACUAGCUUUUACGAAUUACGUUUCCAACACGCGCAGUCUGUAGGAAGAGUUGUAGUUGUGUGCUUCUCGUCUUCCACUUUCUGGGCAGGACAUCAACUGAAUGCGAUCAAUCACGGAGAAUUCCGUUCUUCACUUGCAAUUUUA
Marchantia polymorpha subsp. ruderalis is the source of this 1822-nucleotide messenger RNA. The record is from the annotation of a GenBank genome assembly. NCBI's taxonomy places the organism in Eukaryota, Viridiplantae, Streptophyta, Marchantiopsida, Marchantiales, Marchantiaceae.